AUGAGCGACGAGGGUAAUAAGGGAUCCGAAAGUUCGAGUGAGUGGGCUAACUUAACACCUGAUUGCUUGCUCGAAGUCUUCUCGAAGCUGACUGUUGAUGAGAUGUUGGACGGCCCAAUGCAAGUCUGCAAGCCAUGGUCGCAAGGUGGAAACAUGGCCGUUUACAGUACCUUUGGCUUUGGAACUCGCACUGCUCCGCUUCCGGCCUCUGGUGAGUUCGACUGGGAUGCCAUGGAGGAGAAGAUGGACGCCCUUCUACAGGCUUUUGUCGAUAGGAGCAAGGGUGGCUUGAAGAGUAUCAAGAUCAAGCUCUGCACUGACAAAUCCAUCUCCUACGUUGCUGAUAAUUGCCCUGAUCUUGUGGUGCUCUGGCUUACUUCUUGCCCAAGUGUCACUGAUGCAUCCAUACUCAAGAUUGCGUCGAAAUGCAAGAAGCUGAAAGAAGUUUGCGUCCGCAGUUCAGGUGGAAUAACUGAAAACUCGCUCAACAUGGUGAAACAGAAUUGCCCCAAAGUGCAGAUUCUCAACAACUGA
Molecule: messenger RNA, 534 nt
Organism: Camelina sativa (false flax)
Lineage: Eukaryota; Viridiplantae; Streptophyta; Magnoliopsida; Brassicales; Brassicaceae
Product: putative F-box/LRR-repeat protein 19
Source: RefSeq, a predicted model, not a curated record